GGACUCAGUAGCACCAAACUCAACCCCCCAAUGUCUCACUGAGUCCACCCGGUUGCCUCGUAUCGCAAGAAAGCUUGUUCGAUCUUCCUCUCCUGGUCUCGUUUCUAAUCGUAAUGGAAUCGUUUCUGAAACCCUAAUUUAAGAGGCUUUUCUAAAGUAGCAAUGGUUAAUGAUGGUGAGUGGACUGUGGUCUUACCUAGUAAACGAAGACAAGGAAGAAGAAAACCAAAACCUAAGAUUCAUGAAGAAGAAGAAGAAGAGAAGCCAUGGAAGUCAGAUGAUCUUGAGAUUGAUCUUCAAAGGCAAGCAAGAGUGAAGCAAAAGAUGGAAAACUCUAUCAAGAAAGUAGAGAGCUCAAAAUUCUACACUACAUUCUUACAACAGCUCAAAUCCCCCGAGGUUUCCGACCAUUUUCGCCUCGUGUUAGGGGCAGAAACACAGCUUCAGAUGGUGAUGUAUGGUGUAGGAAGCAUAGAGUCUUACGAAUCUCCGAGGUUUCAGCUCAGCAUUGCAAUCUUGAUAAAGAGAGAGUUUGAUUGGGUUGGUGACAUCGAAGUGUUCGAUCCAGUCCUCUCCGCGACUGAAUCUAGUGUGAUGGAAUCUCUUGGAUGUACGGUUUUGUCUGUGAAUGAGGAAGCUCGUAGGGAGGCUUUGAAGCCUACUCUUUUCUUCAUGCCACACUGUGAGACUAAUCUGUAUAACAAUCUAUUGAAAACAAAUUGGAGGAUGGAUUGUUUAUCGAAAAUCGCGUUGUUUGGGAACAGCUUUCAGAUGUAUGAGGAGCAAGUGACGUUGGACCCGGAAUUCAUCGGUGCCAUCAAACGGAUUGUAGCUGCACGAAGAGUCGCUAGUGAGUUUGCUGUGGAUACUGUGUGUGAUGAUUAUUUUCCAGCGUUCCAUGAUUCUAGCUGGCAUUUUUUCAGUUCCGGUUUGGAUUCGGAGCUGCCAUUGUUGGUUUCAGAGGGAUUAUAGAUCAUUGUUUCUUUGCAUUUGUCGAUGAAUUGUUGAAUUAUCAUUGACCUACCGUUAUUGCUAUCAAUUUGUGAUUGAAUAUUGCUUGGAAUAAUAAUGAAUAUGUUAUAACAAAUUAAUAUGUACCCCUCACUCUGUUGUAGUAAGUUUUCACAGCUAAGUGUAUGUUCUCGGUUUAGAUUUGUGUUUUGUUGUGACUCCAAGUUGUGGUAAUUAGUUGGUACAAUUGCAAUUUGCUAGGUGCCAACAAAUGAGAGGAGACAA
Molecule: messenger RNA, 1236 nt
Organism: Eruca vesicaria subsp. sativa (arugula)
Lineage: Eukaryota; Viridiplantae; Streptophyta; Magnoliopsida; Brassicales; Brassicaceae
Source: the annotation of a GenBank genome assembly